Trichosurus vulpecula (common brushtail) is the source of this 3155-nucleotide messenger RNA. RefSeq names its product alkaline phosphatase, biomineralization associated (gene ALPL). The record is from RefSeq and is a predicted model, not a curated record. Lineage: Eukaryota; Metazoa; Chordata; Mammalia; Diprotodontia; Phalangeridae. Gene Ontology annotation, biological process: dephosphorylation. The coding region runs from base 379 to 2007 and encodes 542 amino acids. Gene Ontology annotation, cellular component: plasma membrane. The transcript has 12 exons. Gene Ontology annotation, molecular function: alkaline phosphatase activity.
GGACAGCUCCCGGACUUCUCUCCUCCUCGUCCUCGUCCUCGUCCUCCUCCUCAUUCUUCUUGUCCUCCUCCUCCUCCUCCUCCCUCUCCACCUCCCUUCAGCCUGGGGGCGGGCAGGGGGCGGAGGAGGAGGAGGAGGGGAAGGGCGAUGAGGGGCCGCGCGGCUUUCCCAUCCCCUGGGACUGCUGCCUUUAAAAGCUGCGGGGGAGGCCGGACUGGGGUCAUCUGCUCUUGUGUGCAGCCCAGCGCUAAGAGGGACUUUGAACUCCGAACCCAGGGCUCCCGGCUCCCAGUUGGCUCAAACUCUGCAACUUGCACGAGGUCGGCGUCCAACUCAGGCACGAACAGGAUUGGCACAUCUGUGAACAUCUGAUUAGCUAUGCCUCAGAUCUCCAGGCUCAGUCCGGUGAGCAGAUCCGCUGACUUCACCAUGCUUCUCCUCCUCCUAGGCCUGAUGGCCGGAGCCUGCCUCUCCUCCCUUGUACCAGAGAAAGAGAAGAAUCCUCAGUAUUGGAGGGACCAGGCACAACAGACCCUCCGGCAUGCCCUGAAGCUCCAGAACCUCAACACCAAUGUAGCUAAGAAUGUGAUCUUGUUUCUGGGAGAUGGAAUGGGGGUGUCCACUGUGACCGCUGCCCGGAUCCUCAAAGGCCAGCUUCACCACAUGUCCGGAGAGGACUUCCAGCUUGAAAUGGACAAGUUUCCUUUUGUAGCUCUGUCCAAGACCUACAACACCAAUGCCCAGGUUCCUGAUAGUGCUGGGACGGCCACCGCAUACCUGUGUGGAGUGAAGAGCAACGAGGGCACACUUGGUGUGAGUGCCGCCGUCGUCCGGUCACAGUGCAAUACCACAAAAGGCAAUGAGGUCACCUCCAUCUUACGCUGGGCUAAGGAUGCAGGCAAAUCUGUUGGCAUCGUGACCACCACCCGAGUGAACCAUGCUACACCCAGUGCCGCCUAUGCACACUCUGCUGAUAGGGAUUGGUAUUCUGACAACGAGAUGCCCACUGAGGCCUUGAGCCAGGGCUGCAAGGACAUUGCCCACCAGCUCGUCCACAACAUCCCAGAUAUUGAGGUAAUCAUGGGUGGAGGCCGGAAAUAUAUGUUUCCUAAGAACACAACUGAUGUGGAGUAUGGGGAUGAAGAGAAGGCAAGAGGGACAAGGCUGGACGGGCAGUUCCUUGUCAAUGUCUGGAAGGAUAAGAAGCCUCGGAACAAGAAUGCCCACUAUGUCUGGAACCGCAUGCAGCUGCUAGACCUGGACUUGGACCGUGUGGACUUCCUCCUAGGACUCUUUGAGCCAAUGGAUAUGACAUAUGAACUCAACAGAAACAACCAGACAGACCCAUCGCUGACCGAGAUGGUGGAGGUGGCCAUCAAGAUCCUGAGAAGGAACCCCAAGGGCUUUUUCCUGCUGGUAGAAGGGGGCAGGAUCGACCAUGGCCAUCAUGAGGGAAAGGCCAAACAAGCUUUGCAUGAGGCGGUGGAGAUGGACCGGGCCAUUGGGCAGGCUGGCGCCAUGACCUCCGUGGAGGACACCCUGACUGUGGUUACCGCGGACCACUCCCACGUCUUCACCUUUGGUGGCUACACCCCACGAGGGAACUCCAUCUUUGGGCUUGCUCCCAUGUUGAGUGACACAGAUAAGAAACCCUUCACCUCCAUCCUGUAUGGAAAUGGACCUGGCUACAAGGUGGUGGCUGGCGAGAGGGAGAAUGUUUCCACUGUGGACUAUGCUCAUGACAACUACCAGGCUCAGUCAGCAGUGCCCCUGCGCCAUGAAACCCAUGGGGGUGAAGAUGUGGCUGUGUUUGCCAAGGGCCCCAUGGCUCAUCUCCUGCAUGGGGUCCAUGAACAAAACUACAUUCCACAUGUCAUGGCCUACGCAUCCUGCAUCGGGGCCAACAAGGACCAUUGCCAACUCUCCUCAUCAGCCAGGCUGGGCCCACAACCAGCAUUGUUCCCAGGCCUUCUGACCGUUUUCCUCCUGCUUGGCCUCUUAUUCUAAGGCCAGCUGUAUCCAGGCCCAGGACAGCCAGCUUACCACCCAUAGCUGGGGCCCCUUUCUGGCAAUGCCCUUGAUGCUCACUGGGCCUGAAGCCUCAAUCCCCAUCAUCAACCUUGUUUCCAGAGCACCUCAGGGCAAAUGUCCCGCAUCAGCAUGGGGCAGAGUGGUCAGGUGGCAGUGGCUGAAGGCCAUAUCUCCAUUGCUGCCCGUGGCUAGAGGCUGCCACGCUCCACUUUGACAUCCAACUUAAGGAACUCAAGAGACUCCACAAAAACAAGUCUGGGGAUCAACUGGUGUCCCUCUGGGGCAUGAACUUUAAAGCAAAAGAAUUCCCUCUGAGGGGCAGCAGGGAGCCAUGUAGGCCUGUUCAUCUAUCAGCCUGGUCUUUGCCUACAACUACUCCACAGAAAAGUGAACAGGACAGGCUCUGACUGACACAUGGGUCCCCUCACUCCCAUUGGCGCCUGGGGAAAGCACAGACCGAGCCUCUUAUUUGGAAAACAGAUUCUUCUCUUUCCCUGGAGGAUACUGAUGGUUUCUCCCUCACCCUUGCCCUGGGGAAUCACCUUGUCCCUUCCCCUUACCCCCAUUUUUAGCCCAUGAGAUGCUAGAGCUCACCAGUAGGGCAAGUGGUACCUGAAGAGGCACUGGCUUGGACUCCCUGGCAGUACCAGGACAUGCCCAUCCCCCGGCCUAGAUGUAGGGGAUGAGGAGCAGAAGGAAUCUCUCUUCCUGCAGACUCCCAGGUCUGCAGCCUGGAUCUUCACCCUCCGGAGAGGACAAGGCCCAGCUCCCUCCAGCCACCACCAUUGUCGAUCCCCCGGGGCCGUGAGCUGGGAGGGUAGAAGUGGAGGUGAGGCUCAGGAACUGAGGGGCCAGCAGUGACUUGGGUCAGACUCCCCCUUCUCUCUCCCUCCCCCCUCCCCCCACUCUAGUGCCCAUCAUGGGUCCAGGCCUCAGCCUAAUGAAGAGCCGGCACACUAGGAUGACUAGAGUGGAAAGAGGGACAGAUGACAAAGCCUCGGGAGGGAGGGGAGGGACAGGGAUGGGGCAGGGCUUCUGGGACAGCCAUCUCCCUUCUUUCUUGUUGAUGUUAUUGCCGUUUUUAAUCUCCCACAAAAUCCUGUUAAUAAAAAAUUUUUCCAAAA